Molecule: messenger RNA, 451 nt
Organism: Agrilus planipennis (emerald ash borer)
Lineage: Eukaryota; Metazoa; Arthropoda; Insecta; Coleoptera; Buprestidae
Product: para-nitrobenzyl esterase-like
Exons: 3
Source: RefSeq, a predicted model, not a curated record
GCACCCCAGCCGCCCGAAUCAUGGACAGGUAUAAGAGAUGCAACCGUACACAGAAGUAUAUGUUUCCAGCAUUGGCCUAUUUCGGCGGAACCGGCAGAAAACGAAUCGGAAGAUUGUCUUUACAUAAAUGUAUACACCCCAGAGGAUCCAAAUAAUUCCGCAAAUAAAUUAAAACCGGUAAUGUUCUGGAUUCAUGGUGGCGCCUUUCUAGCAGGUUCCGGUAAUUCCGAAUCGUUCGGUCCAGAUUAUUUGGUACAAGAAAAUAUAAUACUUGUAACAUUCAAUUAUCGACUAGGUAUCUUUGGAUUUCUAAGAGUUGACGAUCCAAAUAUUGAAAUUCCUGGAAAUGCUGCAAUGAAAGAUAUGGUAAUGGCAUUAAAAUGGACCAAAGACAAUAUUGCAUAUUUCGGAGGUGAUCCAGGCAAUAUCACCGUCGUUGGACAAAGUGCUG